This is a messenger RNA of Botrytis cinerea B05.10, 1467 nucleotides long. RefSeq lists its product as hypothetical. The transcript has 2 exons. The record is from RefSeq and is a predicted model, not a curated record. NCBI's taxonomy places the organism in Eukaryota, Fungi, Ascomycota, Leotiomycetes, Helotiales, Sclerotiniaceae. The coding region runs from base 252 to 1229 and encodes 325 amino acids.
GGAAAUAACCUCUCGCAAACACAUUUGUCGGGAGGAUGAGAAAAAUUUUCUAUCUCAGUCCUACGCUCAACUUUUCGAGUUACUUACAAUCAUCAUCCGUGAUUGUGAGAUUCCGACUCUAAAUCACCGCAAAUAAGUCCAGCGUUCCUCUUGAACCCUAGAGUUUACAGAUUUGACAGAUCAGCACCCCGUUAGCUUUCUACCAUAAGCGCUUCCGAAAGUUCGUCUUCUUCUCUCCAAUAACCUACAACAUGAGAAACCUUACACCAUGGGAAUUCAUCAUGGAGAAACGACGUUUCACAUUGUUUCCAAAACUGCCAAUUGAGAUGAGAGAUACAAUCUGGAGGCUGACUCUUGAGCCGCGUCUUGUCGAAGUCAGACCCAAAUAUGAAUACCGCGAUGUAUUUUAUUCUACUGCACCUCUACCUAUUGCAAUGACAGUCUGCAAAGACUCGGAGAGGGCUGUCCAAUCUUUGUAUCCUAAAUGCUUUGGUUCAUGGCUCGGUCCUGCAACAAUCAGAUUCAACUUCAAGAUUGACACCCUAUACCUGGAUUGGAAAAUUCAGGAGCACUUGAUGUCCUUCCUACUAUCGAUUAGUUUACAGGAGGCUGAAAAGAUCCAAUUCUUGGCUCUCGAUCAAUACCUUCGGUGGGGACGGCGACAAAUUGAUUUGGACUAUACCUGGUCUCAGAGCCCCGCAUACUAUGAGUCACUGACAAUCUUUGACCUCCAAACCCAAAUUUUUAGACGGUCCUGUCGCACUGUCGUGGACCACAAUGAGUGCAAAAUCGGCUCCAUAUAUCUGGGAAAACUUUGCUCUGCGGUGGAACGUAUGAAAAACUUGAAGGAGCUCAUAUUUGUGUAUGACGAUAUCAUCUGGGAUCCAGAGUUGUUGAGAGGAUGUGGAGUGCUUCCUCAACAGGACGAGCUUGCUGGCUUGACAAUUUUUCAGCGUGAAGAGGUCUACGAUCUACUCCCAGCACCAGUCAAAAUGAUAGAUCUCGAUUAUCGUGAUUUUAUUGAUGAUUCUCAUGAAGAUAUGCCAGUUGAUAAUCUCCAUGACGAUCUCAAAGCGCAAUUCGACAGUCCAAAUUUUGAGAUCAUGGUCCGAUAUGGAUGGAGAUUCCCAGAUUCGUUGACAUACUCUUCUCGUCUUACUGAACUUAGGAGUUAUGGUUCGUAUUUACACAGAUUCGAUUGCCCUUUCUGUCUUCCAAGAGUAUUUUAGGAAACUUUCACAAGCUUUCUUCAGGAAACCAGAUAUUUGGGGGAUUCAACAUGACAACUAAGCUCGGAGAUAUGUAUUCAAGUGAGGGGAGAGAAAUUUCAAGGCAUUGGGAAUGUUAUUGGGACGAAAACAAGAGAAUUCACUUGUUCAGGUUGCUGCCAUACUCACUUAUCAGAUUAGGAGAUUUAGCUUGAGCAUACACAAUGUGUCAACAUAGCGAAAUGAAUAAUAAAACUCA